GCUGUAGCAGUUACGACUCUCACAGCGAUGUAGCGGACGACAGCAAGGAGCAGCGCAGAGACCUUUUCGGCGGCGACGACGACGACGACGGCUCUUCUUUGCCCUCCUCCGCUAGCUCAUCAUCCUCUGCAGAUAUGGAAGAUCAAUCGUCUACAACAACGUCGUCCAGUGACGAGGAAGAAAAGGAAGACUUAUUUUCCUCAUCGUCUGCAGCCGAAGAGAAUUGUGCAGCGGACGAUGAGUACUAUGAUCCUCUGAUGCACCCGGGUCGACAUCAUUGUUGUGAUCAUCUGGAGAAUGCUGAUGUCCAUGGUGCAACUGCGGGCGUUUAUUCACAACCUCAGCGCUCUUACCCGUCUGGUGGGGAUAGUACGACCCAUACGUUUGACUGGAACCACCGCGGGGACCAGGUACAAAAUCCCGACUCUUGUGCUGCAGAACAAACUUCCUCGUCCUCUUCGCGCGUGUUUGUCAUCGCACAAGUGCUGCCGUCGAGCGCGGCAGCCGGAGCCGGUUGUUGGGACCAGGAUGCAGGUCAGUUUCGCCACGCAACAAGAUCUUGUUUGGCCACGUGGGAGCAGACAGUGCAGGCUCUGAUGACGGCGGAACAAAAUAGUGGCUUCUCCUCUUCCUCGCAGAACCAAAAUCGAGUGUUCGCACCUCCAAAAACAAGCGGAAGGAAGAGCGGCUCUGUUGAUAAUGUUGAGAAUUCAUCUUCAGAGGACACCGCUGGGACUAAUUUUCCCAUCCGACUCGAUUCCACCGGAUUUUCGGAGCUGGAGCGAGAGAUGAAUCUAUCCUGCGGAGGAUGUUGUAGUGCAUCUCCUUGCCUAGUUUAAGCACGUGAGUCAUCAAGUUGUGAUCUUCAUCCUUUGCAUGUUAAGAGCUGCAUGACGAUCAUGCUUGUGGUUGUGACCGACUCCGCACAAAGAAAAAGAAUGCACGAGGAAGAGAAGCUUAGCCGUGCUGAGGCGUGCGAAAAAAUAAUCUGGCAUUCCGAGGAGAUGAUAACUCUUUCCAGCAGGAUAGUUCCGUGGCCUCGCCGAUUUUUUGAAAGCUUACCUGCUUGACCAAGAGAUUGCGGAGAGAGCAGCGGCUACCAAAGAAACCACGACCAAUACUGCAGGAACGACAGGAAGAGCUGCUGCUCCAAUAUCUUCCAGUAAAUCAGAGUUCAGUUGUUCCUCCUUUCUGGAGACGGCUUGCGGCGGAGUAGUACGCGAUGUUGAUCGAGCGGGCCACAAGUUUCGACUUCCGCGGAUUGCUUUUGAAAAUUCCGACCGCCUGAAAGGACCGGAGGUCCUGAUUCGCAAAGUGCUGAAACACGAGACUUCAGCAGCAUCACCGACCGCAGGCGAUGGCGAAUCCGCCAUCGCCAGUCCGGCUGCCAUCUCUUCUGUCCGAAAAUUUCUGAUCCUGUACGCAGAGGGACACAGCGUUUUUUCUCUACCGGAGAAGCAGGUUGAGGCUCUGGAGCCAGAUCACAACUACUUUUCAGCAGGUCCAGGUGUAAAGAAAACACGACGACCCCGCACAACAUCAUCUACCUCAAAGACGAACGCCACCAACGUCAGACUCACACAACUUCGACAAAAACUGGUUCAAUUUCGUGCCCUGGUAACUGGCGAAUUCGAUGCUGAAGCGUUUUUGCGGUAUUGCCCUCAGCGAGUGCUGAGAAGCAGCUUUCCGGGUUUGAACAUGAAGAGAAAUGAAAGUGAUGAAGAUCAUGCGUGUCGUGAAGAUCGUAGCAACAAGAAUCGCUCAACCUCAUGUAGUGAGGACGUGGACGAUGAAGAGAAGAAGAACUCUGCCUACCUCACAAAGUGUUUGGCCAACUGGCUACCAGAGCAGGAAGAGUGGGACAGGUGUCGGGAAAAGUUGGCGAAAAGCACGGAUUUCGACAGCUUGGUUACCAAACUGAAGGAGCUACACGACCGGGAAUUGUGGGAAAGCUUGAAGGUAGUGGGCGGAACCGGAACAUCUUCUUCUGCAUCAACACGCGGCUGUUCUUCUUGGGCACGAGGUCGUCACGCGGAGGAGCAGCGCGACGCAGAAGGGUCUUUCGGGGUUAAGAAAAAUUCUCCUGGGGGUGGAUCAUUCUUCUCAAAACAAGCAUUGUUGAUGCGUCGACGAGCAUGUCAAGCUCCUCUUGGUGUCGAAAAGCUCCAAUCGCUGCACAGGUUUCUCGUUGACAGCGAAGCCGUCUUUCUUCCAUUUUUUUCGCAGCGGAACAAGAACCUCGACGACCGCUGUGCAGGAGCCGCCUCCGCUACCCGCCAAGAAACUGGUGGUACAUCACAAGUGACGAGCACAAAAUUUCAACACAUCACGUACCACCCACACAUCACGACACAGAUUCCGCAAUCGGUGAAAGACGAAUACAGAUACCAUCUCCGCUCCCUGGUUGACUUCCGCUCCGCGGAGCAGAAAUUCUGCUUCGUGCAGUGUUUGCUGGAACGGAGGUACGAAACAGAAGCUCCGAGAUUGUUACAGGAGAUUGGGGAAUUGCAGAACGAAAUUUCUGCUGCGGGUGGCGAAAUUGAUGUCGAUUUGGAAAAUUUUGAUUCUACUUCAAGACCGAAGAAGGCUGCAGCUCCGACAGGAAAAAUGAACAAGAACAAAACUUCUCCCAUGACAUCUUUUCUGAAGAAAACAUUUCAGGAGGAGCAGAAAUUCGUCGAUUACGAUUUCAGAACCGCGGAACGAGAUGAUGAAAACGAAGAAGGAGUGGAAGCUCAACCGCUAGUAUCCCACGAAAAAACUGUUUCACUGUGAUGGUUUUGCAAGAUCCGCAUCACAAGUUUGCUACACAUGACGCAGAAAAUUUGCCAUGCGCGCUUUCCAAGGGAAUACACGCUUAAAAAUCCAAUGCCUUGCAGGUGUAGCAAGACAAGUAAUUCUGUGUUCCAUUCUAUGCAUCACAAGUUCACAGACACAGUGAAACAGUUUCUUCUUGCGAUAGCUAGAGCUCCUCGCCGCUGCUGGCGACCCGUUGAGUGGUGUGGUGUACUCGAAAAUGAGCUUGGUUGACUUCGCCAAGUGCGCGAAAGCCAUCUACGAAAAUGCGGCGUACCGGCCGGACGUUAUUUUGCUGGUCGGUGGGGACGUCGUCGUCGACACAGCUGCUGCGGAAGAAAGCCAAGUCCAAGAUGAUAUGGAGCAAAUAGCGAAUCUUUCGAACUUGGAAGUCGCAGUUCCCCUAGCGGCAAUGGCGAAGGGGAAGGUUUUCUACGUGGGCCAGGUUCAGGGAGGUGGGUCAGUAGAUAUUUCCAAUUGGAACUACUGCAACGUCACGAAAGAAGAGCAAGAUCAUGAAAAGCGAAUGUAUUUCUAGAUCUAGCGACGAAGUGAAAUGUCAAUGACAGAAUGGAGUUUUCCAGUUUGAUUUUGUGAACUGGUAAUGGAGCGACCUCGUUAAGGGUAAGGCGACACUACAAUGAACGGAAAUACGUGAAAGGUGUGACCACAUCGCUGUUGCUGUUUAACACAGCGGGCAGAGGCAAAAG
Molecule: messenger RNA, 3506 nt
Organism: Amoebophrya sp. A120
Lineage: Eukaryota; Dinophyceae; Syndiniales; Amoebophryaceae
Source: the annotation of a GenBank genome assembly